AUGUCAUCCCCCGCAGCCGCCCCCGACAAGGAGACUUUGAAACUUCUCCUCCCCCUCCGCUAUGACGGCAAAACCGUCAUCGAAUGCGACAGGUUCCUGUCGCAACUUCGUAUCUACUGGUUGAUCAACACGUCGUUGACGACCAUUGAGCUUAAGGUACAAGUUGCGCUAGGCCUGCUCGAUGGCGACGCCCGCGCCUGGGCCACGCCUUACUUUGCCCAACUCGCAUCAGUGCAGAUGGGUGUGCAAGGGGUUACAACCCCCUUCAGGAACGAAGCGGCCUUCACCGCUGCCUUCAAGGCUCGCUUCGGCAAUCUCGACAAUGCGGCAGCAGCCCAGGUAGAGCUGGCGAAGCUCUGCGCGGACAAGUCGGUCCGCGAAAAACGCACUGCGGCGGAGUUCUCUGCACUGUUCAAGGGUCCGGCGGACCGUUCCGGGUAUGGGGACCUGGAACUACGCGACAAGUACCUGAGCGGUAUCCCCUCCUGCGUAUAUCGCAAGAUCGAGCUCAAGACCUUCACCACGUGGCGAGCCGCUGAAAAGCGAGCCACUGAGGUCGAGCAGAUCCUCGACAUCAGCCGGGCCUGUCGGCCCGACUUCGGCCAGCAUCAAUGCGGCCGUCGGAAAAGGAGACUUUCCCGGCACAUGUUUUGGCUGCGGGAAGCAAGGGUACCGUCGUUUUGA
Postia placenta MAD-698-R-SB12 is the source of this 684-nucleotide messenger RNA. RefSeq lists its product as hypothetical. NCBI's taxonomy places the organism in Eukaryota, Fungi, Basidiomycota, Agaricomycetes, Polyporales, Adustoporiaceae. Bases 1 to 684 code for a protein of 227 amino acids. The record is from RefSeq and is a predicted model, not a curated record. The transcript is spliced from 2 exons.